AUACAUAACAGUUCUUUUAAACAAGACUCCACUUUAUUAUAGGGAGCUUUGAAAAUUUUAAAAAAGAAUAAGCUUGUGUGCAUUAAAAAAAAAAGUUUACAUUUUUGUAACGAAUACCCUAGAAACGGUUUGAGAAUGGCCGUCGUCAAGUUCUACCCUUAAUUUACGAACCAUAGUGUCACCAAAGCAAAAGAGACAUAUUACGACGGUUUUCUAAACAUUGUAACUCAUUUCUAUUUCAAAAGGAAGAAAAAUCGUUCAACGUUCUUAAUUAUAUUCAUUUAUUAUCAGGAGAAUUCCACUGGGUAGUCUUUUUAAUAAUUCAUUUAACGUUUUAAGGUUUAAUUUAUUAAAUUGUCGUCUUUUUGUUUGUCUCAUUCACGUGUUGAGUGUGUUUUCCUUUCUAAAAAGUAAUUCCAUUAUGUUAACGCCAUUAUUGGACUGAAAGAACAUGACAAUGUACCCAUACACUCCUAGAGUAACAAAUCAAGUGUAUCCUCAACCAGUUCAACAGUCUGGAUAUUAUAUGAGAGGGCCCUCAACUCUUCUUACUCCAGGAACCAUUAAUGUGGCAGCAAAUCACACAGCCGCAGCGCAUACUUCUUUCCCUAACUCCCAUUUAUACACGUCUUUUCAAAAUGGUGCAGCUCCUAUGCUGGUUCCUGGACCAUCCCUUCAUCGAGGAGUUGCAAAUACAACAUCUUCGCAUCAAGUACCAUCAUCAUUUCUAACAGGGGGGAUGCCUUCUACAUAUAUUCCAUCCUCUUUACCAAUUUACAACUCUCCAUCUUCUUCCGUUUUAUUAUCUAACGGAAGAGGUGUGUUACCACAUUCUAAUACAUCUUACUGUCCCUCACAUUUUAAUUAUAUCAACUCAGCGACGCCUUGCCAUUCAGAAGAGGCAGUGCAUUCAACACAUCCAUCUACUAUACACAAUCAUUCUGUUACAGAGAGUCUUGCAGAGACAUUAAAAAAAAAAGAUUUAUCGCGUUCAUCAUCUUUUUCAGAUAGUAAUGAAGAAACAAUUCAUUCCAAAUUACGCACAGAAAGAAAACAGACAAAGGAACGAUUGCGCAAUUCAGGUGAAACGUACGACUCUUUUUCCCCACGUCCAAAGGAGGAAUCGAAUAAGUCUAUACCUCAGGUUUCAAGCAUUUCUUCAAAUGUGAUGGGUUCAAAAACACUGAGUCGAAACGCAGUGACCGAAGUAAUGAAACCAUUACUUGUCAAAACAAACGAAGUGAACUUGAAGGAUACACCGUAUCCAAUACCUUCUACUGGGUUAUCGUCCACUCACUCGCCAGAAAAAGAAGACAUUUCUUUAUACAAAUCCAAUGAGUCUCUAACGUUUUCACCAAAAACUCAACUUGUUAAACAAACAGCUCCAAGCCAAAGAGAUACAAAAGAUAUUACUUUAGCAACUUUUCGAAAAGAUGAUCAGGACUAUCGUAAAUGCACGAAUAAAGUAUCAAAAAAUCAAUCAACCGUUUCAAUUACGACAACUGAAACCGAAAGUGAUGAAACACACAAACUGUCUCAACAAAAUAAAUUUUUUCAAGAACAAGCAACUCCUUUAGAAUUAACCUCAUCCCAAUGCUUGUAUUCAUCUGGGCUUGAAACGCAUGAGUCGCCAGUAAAUUUUUUGGAUCCGCCCCCUGUACAAUCAUCUACUAUGUUAAGAGUCAAAAUAUCACCUUUAGAAAGUGGCGUGACAAAUUUGUCACCUCAAUCUCCAUAUUUUGUAGCAUUAGCAGAUUGUGACAAAAAUUUAACAGAAACCAACACUGGGACACCAACGUCUUGUACAAAACAAGCGUCGAAUUUCAGCACCGUGGAAGUGGAGGGGACCAGUUCAGCAAAUGAUUUUCUUAAUGCAAAUCAUCCCGCAACUCGAACUUCACAAAACGGGGGUAAAAAAUCAGUGAAAAAACGUCGUAUAGAGAGUAAUUCGUGUGAUUCACCAACAAAAGGAUCUCGACGAAUCAAUAGUCCUUUGAAAAAACGAUUUAUGGCCACACCAACAUCAGAUGUUGAAAAAUCCUUGCCUUCUGUUAAUUUCAACGCAACAUUCACCAAAGAAACGUAUUUAGAUACAUCAAGUAUUUCAAAUUUAUCUUUCCUAUCUAACUGUGUGAAUGAUUUCGUAACCAAUGGAGAAAUAUGCGAUCCCUUGGGCUUUGAGAAGACUGGUACAAAAAGUGAAACGACUUUACCGUCUCCUUUGUAUAAUUUAUCUUCACUUGUUAAAAAAAUUUGUUGCCGACACGAAGAAAGAAAACAGGAUCUUAACGAUCUCCAUAAUUUUUUACAAAUGGAAAACGACAAGUCAUACCAAACCGUUUCAGAAGAAUCAGACCAACCACCGCCUGAAUCUAUGGUUCAUAGUGAUUAUCAACUUGCGUGUUUAGUUGAACUUUCUGAAAGAGAAAUGCGAUUGUUAACUGUACAACAAGAGUGCUUUCGAAUUUUGAAAAAUAUUUCCUUGUGCUGUCAAUCUUGGGCCAAUCAUGAAGGUUCUUACCUAUGGCACGUUAGUUUUCUUCUUGGUGCCACAUGUAUUGGAGACAUCGCAAGUUAUAGUAUGAUUUUUGAAGAUAUUAUUCAUGAUAUUAUUCUUCGCCUACGUGAAGCAGAAGAUAAAAGCUUUUUACAAAAUUCAUCAGAUACACUACCUUCGACCAAUGAAAACAAUCUAGAAGCCACUUCUACAUCGCACGACUCAAAGGUCAUACCAGUUUCAAAUUCCAUGCCUUCAUCUCCUCUUGAACAAAUCAGUACCUGUUCUAAAAGACCCAUUUCACAAGAACUCCCUGAUUUAUGUGGUCCUUUGUUAACAUCACUUGUUCAUCAAGUCGACUCCACAACAAUGCUACAAUGUCUGGUCUUGUUAGAUAGUUUAAGACAACACAACGAUCAAAAUUUCACACCCUUGCAAUCUCUGCAGGAAACGUUAUCCUCUUUUGUUGCAUUACAAGCUUUAAAUGCUGUUCAUCAGUCGCCUUUGAGUUUUUUAACGGGUAUAUGCAAAAGAUUUCGUAGUGCCGCGGAACUUGGAGGAACACGGAGUGGCAAAAAACGUACUAAUGCAGUAACUGGAAAUGUUUCUGCUUCCACUUCCAUAUCAAUGAUGUCUUUGGCCCAAAAAAUUAAAGGAAAUGCUCGACCCAAGAAACAACUCACAUGUAACUCUGUCGGAGCGAUUCAUUUAACAGCCACAAAACCUACACCCGUUUGUAAUUCUACAAAUUAUCUUAAUUAUUCAAGGCCUUCUGAUGCGGACGCUUGUCCCAAGGGAGCUGGUCCGAUUGUAACAUCACCAGAGAGAGCCUCGAACAGUCACCAUGUUGAUAUGUUACCUUCUUCACACACAGAUUCUCGUGAACAACCUUCGGUACAAAUGGCUUCGCCGACGACAGACCGUGUUUGGACAAGUCAUACAAUAAUUUCAAAAAACAGUGAUGAAGAACCACGGAGUGCACCGAAUGGUUAUGCCCCUUUACAUGAAGAAAAUAAUAAUGAAAAUGAAUGGGAGGACAGUGAUGAAAAAAGUAAUUUUCAGAAUGAUCCAAACACAUCGAAACAUUCCAAUACAGCCCGUGUGUAUUCUGAAAAUAACGUUUCAACGAAUGCUAACACGGAGGAAAAAAAUUUAACGGCUACAUCAGUAUCUCAAAAUGACGUUAAGGGGAAAUCGCUUGAUUUAAAACAACCUUCAUCAGACACCGUGGCACCUAUGAGUUCAAACAACAACAGUAAUGGAAAGACAUCCACCCCUGUUUCUUGCCCUACAAAUCAGACUUUCACUGCGGCUCAACAAGUUUGCACAGAUACAUUCGAACUACCACGCGACCCAGAAGCAUUCCGAUCGCAAGUUAAAGGCGUUUAUUAUGAUGACACUUCGAAUCGAUGGUGUGCUUCUUGGCAUGAAAGAAAAACUGGAAAGAAAAAAUCACGGUAUUUUGCAGUUAAAAAAUUCGGUUUCAGUACUGCAAAAACUCACGCAAUGGAUGCUCGACUAGAAGCCGAAGAAAGUGGAGAGUGUGCUCCCACUAAUAUAAUAUAACAUUUGUACAUUAAAAUUGUUAACAUUUUUUGAAGUGCUUCUGUCACAAUCAUCCUAUAACGACAACGAAUAAAAGAAAAAAUGUACUAACUGUUAAA
Hylaeus volcanicus is the source of this 4161-nucleotide messenger RNA. RefSeq lists its product as uncharacterized. Gene Ontology annotation, biological process: regulation of DNA-templated transcription. The coding region runs from base 452 to 4063 and encodes 1203 amino acids. Gene Ontology annotation, molecular function: DNA-binding transcription factor activity. NCBI's taxonomy places the organism in Eukaryota, Metazoa, Arthropoda, Insecta, Hymenoptera, Colletidae. The transcript has 8 exons. The record is from RefSeq and is a predicted model, not a curated record.